Molecule: messenger RNA, 971 nt
Organism: Acanthopagrus latus (yellowfin seabream)
Lineage: Eukaryota; Metazoa; Chordata; Actinopteri; Spariformes; Sparidae
Gene: enkur
Product: enkurin, TRPC channel interacting protein
Exons: 5
Coding region: 86-856 (256 amino acids)
Cellular component (GO): acrosomal vesicle
Molecular function (GO): calmodulin binding
Source: RefSeq, a predicted model, not a curated record
CGUGUUGUCAUGGCAAACAUUUGUUUGACAGCAGCUAGCUAGUUGAACUUCUCCGCAGUCCUUUCGUCUGUCAGAGUCUUUCAAAAUGUCUCAAGUUGUGCAUCCACCAGAGAGCGGCUACAGUCUUGUGCCAAGGGAGGAUUUUCGUGCUGAAAAACCGCCAAGGUACAUAUCCAAGCAUAGGCCAGCGGUCGUUCUUGAGUACAAGUCAACCAAGGAUGCAAUGAGGACGAUGGGACCCGCAAAGGUUGAGGUGCCACUCCCUGACAAAUACCUCAAGAAGCAUUCAAAAGAGCCCAAAUUACCUGAAAAGACACAGGAUUCAAAAGAGGCUCGUAAAUCCUGUAAUGUGAGGAAACCAGCUGUUCCUGCGAGGACAGACAACCCAAUUAUGGGCCUUCAAACGAAGAGAGACUUUACAAAGACGACUACAGCUGUGACGACGAAACCCAAGCCUACCAGUGUGGACUCCAGAAACGGACACAAGCAGUUGCUUGAGAAUUCAGGACUUGUUCCAAAGUACAUCAAGAAAAAGGAUUAUGGAGAGGUACCUGAGUACCUGCAGCAGCGCAAUGAAGAGGAGCAGAGAGCUCAGGAGGCGUACGACAGAUGUGUGAAAGAGCAGAGGGAGCAGGGAGCCAUGAAACACCUGUCUGACGAGGAGCGACAAGCCGUCCUGGAGGGCCUGAAGAAGAACUGGGAUGAGCUGCACCAUGAGUACCUGGGCCUCUCACUCGUCACAGACACCUUGUCAAAGAAGGCCCGCAAGGAGCGCCUGGAAGCGGCACUGAAGCAGCUGGAGACCGACAUCAACCGCCUCGACAGGUUCAAGACCGUCUACAUACCCAUUAUAUAGGACUUUAAACAAAACCACUGAUCAGAUACACUGCGCUGUUUGUCUUGAGACGGCCACCUUAACUUCAGAUAUCACAUGGGCUUGAGUAAAAUAAAAGUCAGCAUUUAUAUUCUCA